Ostertagia ostertagi is the source of this 783-nucleotide messenger RNA. NCBI's taxonomy places the organism in Eukaryota, Metazoa, Nematoda, Chromadorea, Rhabditida, Trichostrongylidae. The record is from the annotation of a GenBank genome assembly.
AUGGACUUCUCUGCGAUCGAUGAACUUAUCGAUCGAGCUCGAAAAAACGAUAACUACAGAACGACUGAUGCACUCUAUAAAGAGGCGAUAGCCGAAGUUGAAGCCGCUUGUCAGAAUGUAGGGGCAGGCGAAAGGAAACAGUUGCGACAUGUGAUCACACUACUUCGUAAAGAGCGAAAAGCGAGAGGGAAAGAAGCCGACAGCAUCAAAGAGUUGUAUGCAACAAUGCAAUCACUAGAAAGCCCUAUUGACGCUCCUCCGGCCGAUCCAGAUGUCUGGCCUGCACCACCGCCUAAGAGAACAACUACUCAGAAUACUCGCACAAAAUCCACUCCGAGCAAGGCACGGCUCAAUGAAACUACAGAGAAUGUGACAGUGGUCGUGAAAAAGCCGGUCCGAAAGUCGAACAGUCAAAAUGCACUCGGAGACAAGAAAACUAAACAGAGAGCAUGUCCAAAGGAUGAUGAUCCUAGUGGUUCCACAAAUGCUGGAAAUGCCACUGAAGCGGCGGAAGCUGCAGCAACUGAAGAGAAACGUGCGGACGAGUUCGUUCCUAAAGGAUACUGCCCAGUUCGGAAUCCGUCGACCAUGGCGCGGAGUAUGUAUGGUUGGACCACCAGGCACGGGCAAGACGCUUCUAGCAAAGGCCUAAAUGGCGUGGUGACUCGAGGAAAUGAUCAAGCUUCUCAGGCUCGACAUUUUGCCCCAUCCACAAUUUUUAUCGAUGAGAUCGAUACCAUUGGAAGUCAGCGUGGACAAGCAAAUGAACAUGAAGCCAGUCGG